Molecule: messenger RNA, 927 nt
Organism: Dermacentor andersoni
Lineage: Eukaryota; Metazoa; Arthropoda; Arachnida; Ixodida; Ixodidae
Source: RefSeq, a predicted model, not a curated record
AUGGCUCAGUUCCUCUGGUCCAAGUCCUUCAGAAAGCUCAUCGAAGGCGAUGGAAAAGCUGUUCUCGUGACCGGUUGCGACACGGGCUUCGGAAACUUGCUAGCCAAGCGGCUGGCCCACGAAAGUUUCUUCGUGUACGCUGGCUGCCUGGACGCCAAUGGUGACGGUGCUCGCGAGUUGUCCAAGAAUGCGAGCAUUCAGGUUCUGCAAAUGGAUGUCACGAAUGAAGACCAAAUCGAGACCGCGCUCGUCUCAAUCAAGAACACUCUUGGGACUAGAGUCCUUUGGGCUGUAGUUGCAAAUGCAGGCGUACCUAGUCACGGGCUACUCGAGUGGGAGAGCAUGGCAUCGAUACGAAAAGUGUUCGAGGUCAACGUGUUCGGUGUAGUCAGCGUGGCCAAGAAAUUUCUACCGCUGCUUAGGGGGUCCAAGGGUCGCCUCGUUGUCGUCUCUAGUGUUCUAGGUCGCGGCACCGUUCCUGCGGGCGUAUCUUAUUGCAUGAGUAAGCACGCUGUCAUCUCAUUGGCUGAUGGACUGCGCCGGGAGUGUCUCGGCAAAGAGGUUGACGUCUGUACCAUCGAACCUACUGCGUACAGAACACGGAUCGUGGCGGACGUGGGAUCUUUGAAGAUGGUCCGCGACGACCUGAGUCGUCUACCUGGCGAGGUGCUGGAUGACUACAGCGAGAGUGAGAUACAGGAAUGGAUGAAUACGGCCGAGAUUCUUUUCAAGUGGAUGGCCCGCGAGGACCCCAACGAAGUGGUCGAACAGAUGGUGCGUGCUAUCAGGGAGUCCGAGCCAAAGCCGUACUACGCAGCCUGGGGGCCCUUCGACCCCAUCUUCUACUUUGUGCUUCGGGAAGCACCCGCUGAGUUGGUUGACGCUCUCAGUUUUGCGGUGCGCAAGAUCAGCAGAUUAAGGAAAUAG